UGCGAAAAAUGUGAUUUACGUUCAUCUUACUGUCACAGAAAUAGUACCACGCAGACUGUUAUAUGCAAGUGUCGUAAAGGUUUCGUAGCUGACAGUAAUGGAAAUUGUCAGCCUAAUUUUGGUGAGAAUUUUGUAAACUAUGGAGACAGAACAAUCAUAUUAGAAGUUUUCCAUUCAAGCGAAAACAAUGUGUCAAGCAAAUGUAUAUCAGGUCAAGCUGAAAAAGUUGCUACAAGAAUACUGACAGAAAUGCUGCGAAGUUAUGACCGAAAUUUAGUACCAAUGAUGGGAGGUGUUGAUGUGGAUGUGGAAGUACUUAUUCAGAAAAUAUCAGAAAUUUCGGAAAUCCACAGCAGUUCGAAAAUGGACAUUCUAUUAGCACAAAUUUGGCGGGACCCUAGCUUAUCAUUCGAGGAUAUCGAAGGAGCCAACUGCGUACAAAAUCUAUCAUUGUCUUAUCGAAUGGUAGAAAAACUUUGGCUACCUAAUGUGUGCAUUGUAAAUAGUAAAGGGUCUGAGAUACAUCAGUCACCGACGCCAAACGUUUUCCUCGUUAUUCUUCCUAAUGGCACAGUUUGGUUGAAUUACAGAAUAAUGGUUGAGACUCCUUGUGAUAUGGAUUUUACAAUCUUCCCGAUGGAUCGAGUAGAAUGCAAAGUUAUUUUCGAGAGCUAUUCGUUUAAUAUCGGCAAAGUCCGUUUGUACUGGAAACGUCAAGGAAUUCCCAUUGAAAUUAUCGGAGAAACAAACCUGCCUGAUUUUCAUAUGACUCAUUACGUGCAUGAAAAAGCAACCUUUGAAUAUCCAGCUGGUGUUUGGGACCAUUUAAAUAUAAAAUUUUAUUUUCGUCGCUCAUAUGGCUUUUAUUUGUUGCAAAUUUACUUACCAACAUAUUGUAUGGUCCUUAUUUCAUGGAUAUCAUUUUGGUUAGAUCGACGAUCCCUUCCAGCUCGGGUCACAGUUGGCGUCUCAUCGUUAAUGGCACUAACUUUGCAAUAUUCAAAUAUCGCAAGAUCAUUACCAAAGGUUUCCUACGUGAAAGGUUUAGAUUUAUUUAUGUUUGCUUGUGUUGGGUACAUAUUUUUGUCUAUUGUUGAACUUGCCAUUGUUGGAAUGCUAGAAAAACCGUCUCAUAUGCAAAAGCUGGAAUGCUCUAAUGGUGAUCUUUCUGACAACGGCAGUUGGUUAAGAUGUGAAAGUCAAUCUUCUAGAAAUUUUUUCCGCAAGAAUCGACGGAAAAAAUUACACAAAGGUCAGGGCAAAAGAUGUUACGUGAAAAACGGCAAAGACCGGGGAAUUUUUCGCCACUGGACUGGUGAAGACAUGGAUAACUUGUGCCAAAAAGCGUUUCCAAUUUCGUUUAUAGUGUUGAAUAUGAUUUACUGGAUGUAUUACACUGCGCAAGCCAGGGACUAAGG
Molecule: messenger RNA, 1418 nt
Organism: Thelazia callipaeda (thelaziosis nematode)
Lineage: Eukaryota; Metazoa; Nematoda; Chromadorea; Rhabditida; Thelaziidae
Source: the annotation of a GenBank genome assembly